This is a messenger RNA of Rhododendron vialii, 661 nucleotides long. RefSeq lists its product as uncharacterized. The coding region runs from base 69 to 323 and encodes 84 amino acids. Lineage: Eukaryota; Viridiplantae; Streptophyta; Magnoliopsida; Ericales; Ericaceae. The record is from RefSeq and is a predicted model, not a curated record. The transcript has a single exon.
AACUCUAUAUACUCUGCAAGUAUAUUUGAAUAUUUUCCACUUAACAAAACAAACAAGUUGUUUUGGCUAUGGAGAAGAGGAGCAGAUCGUUUCCGGCAGAUUCAUACCCAUGUUCAUACACAGAAGCCCGGUUCGGGUUCGAGGACCGGGAGAAGUCUUACAGCUUUAACGGGCCGAACGAUAACCCGGAGGUGAAGAGGAGGAAGAGGGUGGCUUCCUACAACAUGUUCUCAAUGGAAGGCAAGCUCAAGUCAUCUCUUAGGAACAGCUUCAAGUGGAUCAAGAGCAAGUUCACCGAUGACUACUUUGAUUCUUCGACCUGAUCGAUGAAUACAUAACAAGGAUCCGGCUUCUCAGCUGUUCAAAUCCGGACUACAUAAAGCAUCCAACUGCAUUUCGGCCAUUAAAAGACUCUUGUCGGUCAGAGCCUCUUAACAAAUCUAAGUUAUUGAAAGUACUUUUAUUUGGGCAAUCGAAAUUGUACAAACAGCUCUCUGUAGUCCAAAUCCAGAUUGCAGGGAGGCCAAAUUCUGUAUACAUGUAGGUCGAUCUCUCUCUCUCUCUCAUGAAAGAUGUAUGUCUAGUGUGGUCAUAUUGUUGAGUUUUGUGUAGUCAAAGUUUAAUUUUCGAGCGUGCUAUUAUUUAUUUUCCGUUGUGGCUA